AUGUCUCACUCCCCUGGCGACAAAGUUUUCGCUAAAAUAAAAGGAUUCCCCAACUGGCCUGCUAGGGUAAAUCCUCUUCCACAUGAUGUACAAAUACCCAAGGGAAAACUUCCUAUAUUUUUCUACGGAACUUAUCAAGUUUCAUUUGUUUCCGCCAAGAAUAUUGUUCCUUACGAGAAAUUCAAAGAUAAGUGGGGAAAGCCAAAGCCAAGCACACAGUUCAUGACAGCUAUGAAAGAAAUCGAAGCUAAUCCAGGCAUCUAUAUGUUGGGAGAGGAUCCUAGGGCUGAGGAGUUUCUGCUUCAAUUCUAUGACUUCAAACCAAUGGGCAGUGAAUGUGUUCGCCAAUACAAACGUCAACAUUCCAGGAAGUCAAAAGUUGACAAUGAUCAACCACUCAGUACUACUAAUCAAGGGACAAGUAGUAGUGGUGAUCAAAUAAAUCGUGUCAGUGAUGAUACAUCGAGUGAAAUAAGCACAGAUCAAUCGAGAGUCAAUAGCUUAGACCCAGCUCCGGAAGAUAGUAAUGAUGAAGAGACAUUGAUAGAUAAUACAAAUCAUCACAUACAGUUUAAUAAUUAUCAACAAAUGGAUAUAAGUUGUUCGGAGAGGCUUAGCCCUAGUUCAACAAUUGAUCGUCCAUCUGAUGAAAAAGAUUCUUAUCAAGAGAAUAGAGAAGCUCGUCGACUUGCUCCAAAACGAUUAGCAAAAGAGAAACGAGCUGAAAGACGUGCUCGACGAGAAGCUAAACGUGAAUUAAAACGUCUUCAUAAACUGGAAAAAUCUCGUUUAACAGAACAAGAAAAUUUAAAUUUUGAUGUUCAAGAAUCGAAUACGAGAAAUCCUGACGUUAACCAAGAGAGCUCUAGUAAUCAUGCAUGGGAUGACAAUCACUGGUCUCCUGCUUCUCAUUCUGAGCCUGUCCAAACUAAUGAAGAUUCUACUGACUCCGGUUCCAACAGACCCAUCCUGCCUACCUUGGACGAUAGAUGUGCCAGCCCGCUUCAAUUCAUGCAUCAACCUGAUGAUGAUAGUAUUUUUUCAACUCAUCAAAAUGAUAACUCUUCUUCUAAUGGAGAACUUUUAACUAAAGAAAUAAAUUUCUCAAAUACUACACCAUUAGAAUAUGAUAAACCCCAAUAUUCUACUGGAAUUAAACGUACAGGAAUAUUAUUUCAUUCGAAUGGAAGUGAUAGUGAAAGUUCUCAACUAUUAAAUGGUGGAACAAUUAAAUUGGAAAAUAGUGAAAUUCCUCCGAAGAAAAAAGCUAAAACAGUAUUAAUGAAGAAUAAUGAUGAUGAUGAUGACGUCGACGACGAAGACACUGUGUGUCAUCCUGAAAUGAAAAUUAUGUCAUCGUCAAAAUCAAAUAGUCAUCACUCUCAAACGAACAAUGAAAAAGAUGUCAAACAAUCAGCAGCAGUAAUUGAAGCUGCUGAUUCAUUAGUAGUUGAGGCGUCUGACAAUUCGAAACCAACUAUUCCUGAACCUUUGCCGGAAGCUGUCACUAAACAUGGCGUCGUCACUACUACUACUAGUAAUAAUAAUAAAAAACGAAACAAGUCUGUACAACAACGUUCUCGUUUACGUAAAAAGAAACCUAACGCUAUAUUACUUGAUUCAGAUGAAGAUGAAAUGAAUUCUGAAAAAAAAGUAGUUAACCUACAUGAUUCCCCACCAUCAUCAUUAUCAUCUCCAUCACCUUUAUCAUUGUCGAAUGAUUCUGACAUAGAGAAUUCAAAGAGCAAAGAUCAAUUAUCUUCACAGUCAAAAGAGAAAAGUCGAAAUUCUUCACCAAAACCGUCAACAAUAAACAAAUCCAAUCGAGCUAGACAAUCGAGAAAUCAAAAAUCUAAUCAAAAAACUAAUAAUAAUAAUAAUUUGAAAGUGAAGAGAAAACAGUCAGAAGUCAAACCAACUGCAGCAUCAAAUACCAGUGUACAGGAUGAAAAAAGAAUCUCUAACGAUUCAAGUGGUAUUCGUCAGGCUGCAGCAUCAAAUGAUCCUGUCACUCAGUUGAAUCAAUGCUGUCGUGACCUGAAAACCAGUCUAAUCAAAGGCCACGAGAAUUUUGCCGAAGCGGUACAACUAUUGAAUAAAGUUCGUUCUAUCCCUGUUCGACUUCCUCAGUUAGCUGAAGCUUGGGAUCUUAUGGAUUGUAUUAAAAAGUGUCGACGGUAUAAACUGUCAAAUGAAGUUCGUGAAGCUGCUCAAACAACAUUUCAAUUUUUUCAAUCUUUACAGGCGAAUACUACCAAAGAAGAGCUCUCUCAAGCACAGGCACUUAUUGCAUCUCAUCAAAAUCGUAUUCAUUCAGUUCAAGAUUCUGUAAUGGAAAAUACUUCAAAAACUGAUUCACUUUCCGAAUCAACAUCGGAUAAUACCACCACCACUACUAUCAAUACUACUACUACUACUAUUACAAUUGAACCUGAAAAUUUAACAGCUGAUUUAGAAGCAAAAGUCGAUGAUGUCCUAUCACGAAUACGUGCAACAGAAGAACGAAUGGCUGCUGCCGCCGUUUCAUCUACACGGUCUGAUACACCAUAUAAAUCUAUAUCUAAUCAUGUAACCAAUUCCUCUAUAAGAUCUACAGGAGGUCGAAUAAUUAGAGCAUCGGCCGUCGCUGCCGCCACUGCUCAUAUGCAUGAUGAAGAAGAUGAAGAAUCGGUCAUGUCACGUGUCGAACAAGUAGCCGCUUACGAGGCAGGCGCAAUAAAUUAUCCAAAUACAGCCAGUUUAGGAUCUCCACCCCCGCCUCCGCCGCCCCCGCCAUCACUAUCUUUUGGCUCUGUUGGUCCGUCUGACCAACUUGAAGCAAAGGCAUCCCCUAGUGUUGACCAUCUAGAUCUUGAUUCACGUAUACAAUUGUUUAUGUCGGCAGCUAGUUCACAAAAAUCUGCUAAGUCAUCUAACUCAAAACCUGUAGUCACUGUAGGUAAAUCAGAAAUGACACCUACAACACGAUCUCAUCAUAUUCAGCCGAAUUUAACGAGUGUAACCUCAUCGACAUCGUCGGCCUCCACUUUAUCUUCUACAGUUACAUUAUCAUCGUCAUCCAGUCUAUUACCAGUUCUUCUAGCUAAGCGUAAAGUAAUAGCGGAUAAGUUAGCUGCAGUUAAAGCAUCUGGUUCUCCGAUCAAAUCAUGUCAUCCAGUCACUUCACCAUUACCAUCACCAACAUCCAUUAAUAAUGAAUUCAAUAUUGUAGAAAAAGUAUCCUCUUCAGUUACUACUACACCCACUAGUACCACUACUACUACUACUGCUAAUACUAUUCAUACACCUCCAUUAUUGACAAAAAUGUUGAAUACUGCAAAAAUGCCUUCGAAAGAUGAAGAAUUGUAUGAUUUAUUAGGUGUGUAA
This is a messenger RNA of Schistosoma mattheei, 3366 nucleotides long. The record is from the annotation of a GenBank genome assembly. Lineage: Eukaryota; Metazoa; Platyhelminthes; Trematoda; Strigeidida; Schistosomatidae.